Molecule: messenger RNA, 2106 nt
Organism: Chaetomium globosum CBS 148.51
Lineage: Eukaryota; Fungi; Ascomycota; Sordariomycetes; Sordariales; Chaetomiaceae
Exons: 6
Coding region: 1-2106 (701 amino acids)
Biological process (GO): vesicle-mediated transport
Cellular component (GO): cytosol; endocytic vesicle
Molecular function (GO): guanyl-nucleotide exchange factor activity; small GTPase binding; ubiquitin binding
Source: RefSeq, a predicted model, not a curated record
AUGUCUCCCCACAAUCAAGAGGCCAUUUUGUCGAGCCCGUCCGAUAUCCACAAAGAUGUGACAAUCCAAGGGAAUGGGGACACAUCCCCUUUUUCAGAACAGGCGCCCCGAGACGCCUCUCCGGAUGCGAUUACUACUAGUGCGGUCCAGGGGGGGGCUGCUGGCGAGGAGGAUUUGCUAAACCUUAGCAAUGGGAAGAGAAAUCAGGCAGAUGAGAACUCCGAAGCCGCAUCGCAGAGUCUUGGUGGACCUACGCGACAAGACAAACUACCCGAAGAUAACGACUUGAUGUCUUCUUCGAUCGCGACCUUGAAGCCUACCACGUCCCCUACGACCACGACAUCCACGCAAUACCUCACCGCCGAAUCAAAAACUUACGUUGAUCCCACCCCACCUACGCCGACGUGUUCUCGACCCCCCUCCCGAGCGCCCUCAUCUGCCCCCCGGUCGAGAUCGGACGAUCCAUCCCCCACGCGGUCCGAUGCCGCGUACGACGACAAGAGAUACACUAGCGAGGACGAGCAGGAGCAUGGGUCUAGAUCUGAGAUUCAGAGCAUUAUGGAGCAGUUCAGUGAGCUUGGCGGCGGUCCCGGUGCCGAGGAGGUCAUGAGUCCCAGACUAGAGAUAGCCUCACCACUAUUGGGCGGGCGGAUCCAACACCCUCCUCGAAAGUCAAGUUUGGAGCCCCUGGCUCCUACCGCCGCACAUCAGUUCCAAGAUGCUCCUGGUCUUCAUGUAUCGACCUCAUCGCUGGGGACGUUGAUUCCCCCAUGUCACCCAUCGCCUCGCUGCACCGCCCACCACCGCCCGAACCCGAACCUCGAGCCGGCACUACCGUUCGACUUCCACCGAUUCUUGGAGCAGCUGCGCAAUAAGAAGGCCGACCCAGUGGCACGAUAUCUCAAAUCGUUUCUUUCCGAGUUUGGAAAGCGCCAGUGGAUGGUGCAUGAGCAGGUCAAGAUCAUCAGCGACUUUCUCGCCUUCAUCGGGAACAAGAUGGCUCAGUGCGAGGUGUGGAGGGAUGUGCCGGACACCGAGUUUGACAACGCACCGCCCCAGCCGGUGCCCGGGGUAAAAAAGAAGCGGGGGGCAGACCGGGUGAUGGGCCCUGGGCGGCGGGGCCAGCAUCAGGAGGAUGUGGAACGGGAUGAGAUCCUGGCCCAGAAGAUCAACAUCUACAGUUGGGUGAGGGAGGAACAUCUGGAUAUCCCCCCAGUGAGUGAUAGCGGAAAGCGGUUCCUGAAGCUCGCGCAGCAGGGCCUACUCAAACAUACCAAGUCGGACUCCUCUGCGGACUCGUUCAUGCCGAUGUUGAUCUACGUCGUGCUGCAAGCGAAUCCAGAACAUCUCGUCUCGAACGUCCAGUAUAUCCUGAGGUUCCGUAACCAGGAGAAGCUGGGUGGGGAGGCUGGCUAUUACCUUUCGUCACUGUUCAUCGAGAACAUGGACCGCACGACAUUAACAAUCACAGACGAAGAGUUUGAGAACAAUGUCGAGGCCGCCGUCUCGGCCAUUGCAGAGAAACACCGCGCCGAAUCCCCCCCCGCGCCCCCAUCCCAUUCCGAGAAGCCAACCUCCCUAAGGCCGCCACACCUCGGGGAGUCAGGGCCCUCCUCAACCCGCCCCUCCCUCGACGUCGAUCGCCCAGCCAGCCCCCGCCGCUCCACCUCGUCCAACGAGCCUCGCGACAGCGGCGAGUACAGCGGCAGCGACGAAAAAGCCGCCAUCACCGGGCUGCUACGGUCCAUCCAGAAGCCGCUCAGCACCAUAGGCCGCAUCUUCUCGGACGAGCCCUCAUCGUCGUCCGCCGCCGCUGCUGGAACCAACGCGAGCAUCGCCAGCCCGGCCCGCACGCCGCAGCCGGAGCGCGGCGACGGCGACCUGCGCGCCCGCCAGCGCCUGUCCGCCGAGGAAGCGGCCGCGCGCCAGGCUAGUGCCGAGACGGCCGAGGCACAGCGCCUGCAUCGUGCCGAGCAUGCGAACGUUGUUGAGACGUUAGCGGGCAUGUUUCCGGAUUUGGACCGGGAUAUUAUCAGCGAUGUGGUGUAUCAGAAGGAGGGGAGGGUUGGAUUGGCGGUUGAUGCUUGUCUCGCGCUGUCGACGUGA